Babesia sp. Xinjiang is the source of this 1194-nucleotide messenger RNA. RefSeq names its product Solute carrier family 35 member B1 (gene slc35b1). Gene Ontology annotation, biological process: UDP-galactose transmembrane transport. Gene Ontology annotation, cellular component: endoplasmic reticulum membrane; Golgi membrane. The record is from RefSeq and is a predicted model, not a curated record. The transcript has a single exon. Gene Ontology annotation, molecular function: UDP-glucose transmembrane transporter activity; UDP-galactose transmembrane transporter activity. Lineage: Eukaryota; Apicomplexa; Aconoidasida; Piroplasmida; Babesiidae. The coding region runs from base 1 to 1194 and encodes 397 amino acids.
AUGGCGAGCGCCUUGCAACCUCGAGGGGGCGCUAGUCACAUGGACACUGGAGAACACCACUCAUCUAGUGAGCAAAGUCAGUUGACAGAUAGUGAUAUCCUUUCAUACUUCAUCACUAAACGCAAAAUGAAAAUCACGGUUGAAAACGCUCCAUCAAGAGCCGAGAUACGGCGUACCGUUGCGAAGGAUGUUGGAAUUGCAGCAGUGUUAUUUACACUUGUUUGCACAUGUUUCAUCAUAUACCAAUACCUGCAGGAGUUGCUUAUGCGAAUACCAAUCGCGGGAGGAAAAAAAUUUGAUUAUCCAGUAUUUCUUACAUUUAUUUGUUUCGCGACAAACUGCAUCACAACAUCCAUCCUCAUGGGGGGUAUGCAAAUCAAGUUUGACAGGGAAUACAAACACCAAAGCGAUGAAGGUGAGGAGAGGAGGACAGUGUUUGAUCAGUUUGACUGGAAAAUUGCAGUCCUAGGACUUAUUGCGGCCACAUCAAACGUCUGUGCCAUGGUCUCCUCCCUUACUGCCGUAAAAUAUGUAGGUGUACCGACACAAAUCGUAAUCAAAAGUGCCAAGAUGAUACCGAUCCUUAUUGGAGGAUUUAUCAUCUUUAGAAAAAGGUAUCCGUGGUACGAUUACGUCGCUGUACUCAUCAUCACAGCGUGCAUCAUAUGUUUCAAUUUUGCUAAACCCAAUAGUAAAAUGGAUGGAGAGAACACGCCCUGGGGGCUAUUCAUGUGUUUCUUCUCACUAUUUUGGGAUGGUGUUACCGGACCAAUAGAGGAUAAAAUGCUAUCCCUCAAAGACCUCCACCCAUAUAUGCUGCUAUUCGUACUCAACGUCUUUGGAUUCCCAUUGGUCACAGCAUCAGUUUUUAUUUUUGAAGGAUUGGAACCGUUCAAUAUUAUUGCUCAGGAACCCAAAAUCUGGGGAUAUCUAGCUUUGCUGUCUCUAACUGCAACAAUUGGACAAGUAGUCAUUGUAAUUUGUCUCAAGUUGUACGGGAGCCUUUACACCACACUCAUGACUACGAUCAGAAAAAUUGCAAGCUCGCUGAUAUCAAUAUUCAUGUUCAACCAUGCCAUGUCGGUAUUACAGUGGAUUGCCAUGUCGUUCACCUUUGCAACGCUGUUGGUGAGGCAAUAUAUCAAACAACGGCUCGGAGCCAAAAAGAAAGGCGAGAAAGAGAGUGCGCACUGA